GGGAGGACGGGCCAUCGUCUCCGUCUUCUUCGUCCGGUUUCUCAAACUCGUCGACGAUGAGGCAGGACAGCCACCCUUCGCACCCUGCGGGUUCGUCCUCUUGGCGGGACAAUGAUUAAGCUCUAUUCUUGGAUGGGAUGGGUCGGCCCAAGGUUGGUGAGGUCUUGGCAAGGACCCAUCAACUCCGACCGUUCAGUGUGUUGCAUGUCUUCUUUCUGUCCAGACUCUUUCUCCGUAACGUCCCAAACCCCGUCAUAUAAGUCUUCUGCUCCUCCCCCCCGUUUUGCCCAACCUCUCGACUUGGCUUCAUCCUGCAUCCCGCAUCCUGCUUCUCGUUAUACAAGCAAGCUUAAUAUCAACUCCUUUCACGUCCGAGUCCCAGUCUCUCACUGACUUUCCCGCUCACUGUCACUGUCGCUUUCAGUCUCACUUACUACCAAGACUUCCGCGCUCCAUCACAGCAACCAUGUAUAUCUCUUCUACUCUUCUUGGCGCCGGCGCCGCCGUCUUUGCCCUCGCUGGAGGUGCCAACGCAGGCCCGGUCGCCCGCCGUCAAAGCCCUCCCGUGGGCCAGUCCCUCUCGCAGUGCACCCAGCCUGGCCUCGUCGCGCUCACGUUCGACGACGGCCCCUUCACCUUCACGUCGCAGCUGCUCGACACCCUCAAGGCCAAUAACGUCAAGGCGUCCUUCUUCCUCAACGGCAUGAACUAUGGCAACAUCGAGACGGCUCCCUACCCGGACAUCGUCAGGCGCAUGAAGGAUGAGGGCCAUCUCGUCGGCUCCCACACGUACUCGCACGCGGACCUCAGCACGCUCUCGUCGGCCGACCGCAUCGCUCAGAUGACGCAGCUCGAGGACGCCAUGCGGCGCAUCGCCGGCUUCGCGCCGCGGUACAUGCGCACGCCCUACCUGUCGUGCGACGACGCGUGCGUCACCGACCUCACCAACCUCGACUACCACAUAAUCGACACCAACCUCGACACCAAGGACUACGAGAACGACACGCCCGAUACGACGCACAUCUCGGCCGAGAUGUUCAUGAACGGGCUCAGCGAGGACGCCUCGUCCAACAGCUACAUCGUCCUGUCGCACGACGUCCACGAGCAGACGGUCGUCUCCCUCGUGCAGAAGAUGAUCGACACCCUCAAGGCUAGGGGUUACCGCGCCGUCACCGUCGGGGAGUGCCUCGGCGACGCCCCCGAGAACUGGUACAAGGCCUAAGCCCGGCCGGAUGGGGGGUGGGCUCUUCGUCGUUGUUGCGGUAUUGUGGUGUUAUUAGAGGGGACCUGGCUUGUCAUUGUUACUUAUUUACUUAUUUAUUUAUGUAGAAAAUGGGGUCACUUUCAGGAUGCGAGGCUUUGGCUGCGAAAGUCGAUUUCCGUCGACGUUUUCUAUCUAUGGGCUCGCGUUACGGGAGAAGAUGGGGGGGGAGUGGUGGGAGGUUUUUUUUUU
Molecule: messenger RNA, 1453 nt
Organism: Colletotrichum navitas
Lineage: Eukaryota; Fungi; Ascomycota; Sordariomycetes; Glomerellales; Glomerellaceae
Product: polysaccharide deacetylase
Exons: 2
Coding region: 467-1222 (251 amino acids)
Biological process (GO): carbohydrate metabolic process
Molecular function (GO): hydrolase activity, acting on carbon-nitrogen (but not peptide) bonds
Source: RefSeq, a predicted model, not a curated record